CAGGACGGUGCCUUCAUAGAAGUCCCCUUGUCGCUGCGAAGUCACCUCGUCCUCUCGUCGCUCUCUUGCGGCCUCUAAGGAUGUCUACUUCGACCCCCCCACCCAUCGAUACGCCGGGUAGCGUUCAACGUCAGCCCCGCACACUCAUUCUUUGCUUUGAUGGGACUUCAAACCAGUUUGACGGCGAAAACACCAAUGUUGUCCGGCUUUACUCCCUGCUCAAGAAGGACGACGACCUCGGACAGCAACUAUGCUACUAUCAGCCUGGUAUAGGGACAUAUUUCAAUCCUGGUGUAGUGUCUCCCAUCUUCCAGUGGUGCGCAAAGAUUCUAGAUGAGGCCUUCGCAUGGUACCUCGACGAGCACGUUCGUGAGGGCUACACGUUCCUCAUGCAGAACUACAACCCAGGCGAUAAGAUUUGCAUUUUUGGCUUCUCGCGGGGUGCGUACACCGCACGGGCGUUGGCAGGCAUGCUGCAUAAGAUCGGACUGCUCCCCAAAGACAAUCCUGAGCAGCUUCCCUUCGCGUACAAUCUCUACAAGAGCACCGACGCGGACAAUGUCGCUCUUGCUGCUGGCUUCAAGGAAACGUUCUGCAGAAAGGUUCAGAUCGAGUUCGUUGGCGUUUGGGAGACGGUGACAAGUGUGGGUGUAAUCAUGAGCCGCAGUCUCCCGUUUACCGCGGCGAACACGACUAUCAAGACCUUCCGACAGGCUCUCUCUUUGGACGAACAUCGCGUCAAGUUCCAGCCCAAUCUGUAUCACUGGGGUACUCCCAAUGACACUGGUGCUUCUGCACGCGUCGAAGAGAAGACGUCAAAACGCCCCAACACGUCUAUGAAGAGGCAGCGCUCUUUAGGAUCCUUCCUUAGACGAUGGCCGUCGAAACAGCGCAAGAACCUCACGAGCGCAUCCCUGCCUAAGGUCCGACAGACCGUCGACCUCGAGGCGGCGGCAGUGACCAUAACUGACACAUCCGGCCCUUCCGAUCUGAGCGCGUCCACAUCGAGCGCGUCUUCCGGUGCAAAUGGAGGAACCGACGUGCUCGAAGUCUGGUUCGCCGGAUGCCACAGCGACGUCGGCGGAGGUGCUGUGAGCAACUCGACGAAGCUCAGCCUAUCGGAUGUGACUCUCCGCUGGAUGGUUCGCGAGCUUGUUCUGGCCCAGUGCGGUGUUCAGUUUGACCAGGCUGCCCUCAAGCGCGCCAAUAUCCCCCAGUCCAUCUUCCAAGGCGAGGGCAUGGUCCUUCCCCGUGGCGCUACCCUUCACGCAUCUCCGCGCGAUGGCGCUAUUCCUCUGACAGAGCGGAAGACGGAUCCCGUCGAGGACGUGAACGUGCCCGGACAGCUCGACCCAUCGAACCCAGACCCGAGCAAUGAUGAGAAUCCUGGGCAGCAAGCCCCAAGCGGCCCCUCUGAGGGAGACGGAGGAGACCCGCUUGGCGUUGACGUCGACGCUCUGCAACCGUUGCACGACCAGCUGACAGCGGAUCCCGCGUGGUGGCUGCUCGAAAUUAUUCCGUUGCCGUACACGAUCACCGACGCCACGGGGAAGACAUCGACCAAGUGGUGGAUACACCUCGGGCGGGGCAGAACGCUGCCUGAUAACCCCAAGUUCCACAUCACCGUCAAGGAGCGCAUGGAAGACGCAGACCUCAAGUAUAAGCCCCGUGCUGUCUGGACUGCAGGGACGGAGACCUAUGUGCAAUAGCGGGAUUCGAUGCCCUUUCGCUGGCGCUCCCGCUGUACCCCUCAGGAACAUCUGUCAUCAAGUCCAUCCCACCGCGUAGUAUACCUAUAACUUGUAGUUCAUCAGACUCAGGACGAUACCCUUUGACCGUGAUGCUAAUCCUAGUAUCCGCCUAAUUACUCUUACGAACCUCACGACUCUCUCUUACGAUUGUAAUGAGUAUAACACGAAUCACGAUACUUGUGUCUCAC
Molecule: messenger RNA, 1939 nt
Organism: Dichomitus squalens LYAD-421 SS1
Lineage: Eukaryota; Fungi; Basidiomycota; Agaricomycetes; Polyporales; Polyporaceae
Exons: 10
Coding region: 81-1709 (542 amino acids)
Source: RefSeq, a predicted model, not a curated record